Molecule: messenger RNA, 767 nt
Organism: Cloeon dipterum
Lineage: Eukaryota; Metazoa; Arthropoda; Insecta; Ephemeroptera; Baetidae
Product: RNA-binding motif protein, X-linked 2
Exons: 4
Coding region: 148-702 (184 amino acids)
Biological process (GO): mRNA splicing, via spliceosome
Cellular component (GO): precatalytic spliceosome; catalytic step 2 spliceosome; U2 snRNP
Molecular function (GO): RNA binding
Source: RefSeq, a predicted model, not a curated record
CAAGAAUUUCGGUGUCGGUUGUUUAUCGGUUGUUUUCCAAUGUUUACGGUGAUUAAAAUGUUUACGUGAUUUUGGGCCGUUCAUGCCGCACUUUAUCACACCUUUCCCGUGUUUUGCCGAAGCCCAUGUCUUCCACACCAGCGAAGGAUGAACCCUAUGACCAACAUUAAAAACAUCACAAAAUUAAGUGAACUCGAGCUGACAAAGAGCUGGAAUUCGUCGUGGCAUGACAAGUACAAGGACAGCGCCUGGAUUUUCAUCGGAGGGCUGCCGUUUACGCUGAGCGAAGGAGACGUCAUCACCAUCUUUUCCCAGUAUGGCGAGGUUGCCUCGAUAAAUUUGGUUCGAGACAAGGACACGGGCAAGAGCAAGGGCUUCUGCUUCCUGUGCUACGAGGACCAGAGGAGCACCGUCUUGGCGGUGGACAAUUUGAACGGAAUCAAGGUGCUGAACCGGACGAUCCGCGUCGACCAUGUCGAGGAAUACAAGAUGCCCAAGAAGCGGAAAGACGGCGAGAGCAACGACAACACCCACAUACUAGCAAAGAAUCCAGAACCGCUUCUGGCGCCCAGAGCUGCUGAGGUGAAGGAGGAACAGAGCGUCGAGAGGAAGAGACACUCGAAAGACAAGAAAAAGAAGAAGAAAAAGUCCAAGAAGAGGAGGAGGAGCACCAGCAGCUCUUCCUCGACCGAUUCUGAUUAAGGUAAUGAACUGAGCUAGACAACAACGAAUUGUGUGAGUGGAAUAAACGUUUGAACGAGUUGAAA